AUGGAUAGAAAGCUCUUUGAGUCUAGUUUUCAGAACACUAAAGAUCAUAUCCAGAAGCCUUACCAAACGCUCAGAAAAGGCUCCGAAGUGAAGACAUGUCCGGUAGACCCUUUGAUAGCCAAUAGCACCAAAUGGAUUCUAUUCAAGCCUAGUCAUGAAGCCCAUCUUACCAUGGUUUCUUUGGCCUUAGAAGAAGCAUAG
Molecule: messenger RNA, 201 nt
Organism: Arabis nemorensis
Lineage: Eukaryota; Viridiplantae; Streptophyta; Magnoliopsida; Brassicales; Brassicaceae
Source: the annotation of a GenBank genome assembly